Messenger RNA from Xyrichtys novacula (pearly razorfish), 14921 nucleotides. Lineage: Eukaryota; Metazoa; Chordata; Actinopteri; Labriformes; Labridae. The record is from the annotation of a GenBank genome assembly.
CUCUGUUCAGGAGGGCGGUCCAUCCGUGAUGAUGAUGAGCCUGCUAGCAGCCAUCGAGCGAGCUAACUGUGUGGAGCUAGCGUGCUGCCAAAGUGUAUAGUUUAUUUUCGGGACAGCACGAUGAAGAUCAUCAUGAAGUAUUACAUACCCUUUCCGCUACGACAUAUUGACAACAUCAUGUUUUCAUAAGGGCGUCUUUUGACACUACAGUGGGUCUGUGUGACCCCCCAGGAUCAUUGUUUGGAUGGAGUAGGAGCACCGCAGCGGGUACGGAUGGGAUUUCCUCAGCUAGCCGAUGCUAACGUUAGCGCUAGCUGACUAGCUUCACGGCUAACCGGUUGGCGUUAGCUAUCUGACACAGGUAGCCUUAUAUUUGUUUUUGUGUUUGUGUUGAUACUGCUUAUCGAUAUCACUACCAAGUUUCUUAUACCCCAAACUGUCGAAUCGUCUGGUUUUAUCAUCGUAUUAAAACCUUUUGAGUAUCACCUCAUGUUUUCAUAGUAUAAAUGACAUUGAUCUACUUGGAGAACUUAGCUAGCACGAUAAGCUAUCGAGGCAGCUAAGAAACAAACACCCAACGUUGACCCACUAAACAGCCACUAAACACAGAGUAUUUUAGGCAACUGUGGAGCCCAGGCUAAGAGUCUAACAAUAACAGAUAACUCAUUGACUGAGCUGUAUGUUUUAAUCUUGUUGGAGGCCAGCAAGUUUGUUUACAUGAUACUUUCAUUCGUCAUUAUUGGACCUUUGCUGUCUGUUUCAAGCUGAUUUAACACAAUGUUACCUAGUGUGAGAGUUUUUACUGCUUUACUUUUGAUUAAUUUUAGUUUUCGAUGUGAAGUUUUCUUUGAGUUAGUUGUUAAUGUCAUAAUGGAUGAAGGAAAUAUUUAAUAUCUCAGAUCUAUACAGUUUAAGCUACACAUCUAUCUAUAACAUGAAUGACUUUCUGACAGCUGGUUUAACAACUGUCCUAAAAAAGACUUAAUAUGUUGACAGUUUAUGACAUGGUGAUCUAAAAAGGUGGUAAAGGUAUAGAUAACAGAUCCACAGGAAAUGUGGUUACUAAAAUUGUCACACAGCACUUGGUGGUUAAUUGGUAUGCUCUCGUGUGUGUGUGUGUUUGUGUGUGCGUGUAUCAUUUUUAGAUUGCUAUCUGCAUUUAACUUCACCGUCCUUAAAAUAUUCACCACAAGCGUUUUGCAUUACUGUGCGCAGGUCAGUGCUUCUUAUAUAAUCCUUCUGUUUCCUUUUUCCUCGCAGUUGGUUGACAUCGUUCAUCUGAUAAUUACCAGGCUCUGAAAAGAGCGGAUUUGCUGGCACAACCAUGCCUCCCAGGCCCUCCUCAGGAGAACUAUGGGGGAUGCACUUGAUGCCCCCCAGCAUCCUAGUUGACUGCCUCCUGCCAAAUGGCAUGAUUCUCACUUUAGAGUGCCUCCGGGAGGCCACACUGAUCACAGUUAAGCAUGAGCUUUUCAAAGAGGCCAGGAAGUACCCUCUCUACCAUCUGCUGCAGGAGGAGAGCUCCUACAUCUUUGUCAGUGUUACUCAAGAGGCUGAGCGGGAGGAGUUUUAUGAUGAGACCAGGAGGUUGUGCGAUCUCAGACUCUUCCAGGCUUUCCUAAAAGUUAUAGAGCCAGUUGGCAACAGAGAAGAGAAGAUCCUUAACAGAGAGAUAGGUAUGGCUCUUCAUUUAUUCAGCAAACAAACUAGACAUUAUAAUUGUGUAAUGUACUCAGUGUCAGCCUUGGUGAUAUCAUUCCCACCAGUGAAUAUGAUUAAAAUACAGUUUUGCUGUAUGUAAUCCAUUCUUUUUGUAUUAUAUAUUAUAAUAUAUAUUAUAUUUUAUGUCAAGACUUACAUCUCACAUGUCAUGAAAAUGGCCAAAAUCUAAAUGGAGCAUUUAGCUGUCAGAAUAUGUAUAACAAUCAUAAAUCAUGCAUGUUUUUUUCCAUUUUAGGUUUUGCUAUUGGGAUGCCAAUCUGUGAGUUUGACUUGGUAAAAGACUCAGAAGUGCAAGACUUCAGAAGGAACAUUUUAAAUGUUUGCAAAGAAGCUGUUGACCUCAGAGACAGUAAUGGACCCCACAGUAGAGCUUUGUACGUGUAUCCCCCCAAUGUCGAAUCAUCUGCAGAUCUUCCCAGGCACAUCUAUAACAAGUUAGAUAAAGGUAAAAGAUUUGACACUGAGCUGCAGCUGUUCACCACAAUAACAAAGUCAUGCAUACAAUAUGGAAGCAUUUGCGAUUUUUCUUUUUGCUGCAAAUUGAUGUCAAUUUCCUUUAAUUUGAUCUUUUACGCUGUUUCCUGCAGGUCAAAUCAUAGUGGUCAUAUGGGUUAUCGUGUCACCCAGCAACGACAAGCAGAAGUACACCCUGAAGAUCAACCAUGACUACGUGCCGGAGCAGGUGAUAGCUGAAGCUAUUCGUAAGAAGACACGCAGCAUGCUGCUCUCCCAGGAGCAGCUGAAGAUGUGUGUCCAGGAGUAUCAGGGAAAGUACAUCCUCAAAGUCUGCGGCUGUGACGAGUACUUACUAGAGAAAUACCCUCUGAGUCAGUACAAGGUAAUCUAAUUUAAUCUCAAGCCUGCUGCAUCUGAUGCUGUUGUGCUUAGAGAGGAUGAGAUUCACUUCACAUCAAAUUAUCAUCCAACACAGAUGUGCUGUGCAUUUAUGACAUAAUAAGAUUUUAGACAAAGAGUGCUGCCUGUAAAAUGAUGCUGAUUCAAUAGACUGUUUGCUUCACUUAAGUACUUUAUGUUUCAGCUGUUGCUGUGUUGUCAUUUGAAAUUCCAAUAUGUAACAUGUUUUUAAACCUAGAAAUUUUAUGCUUCCAAAUGUCAAGCAGUGGGAAAUGAUUCAAGUGUCACUUUGUCCUCGACAGUAUGUGCGCAGCUGUAUCAUGCUGGGACGGAUGCCCAACUUGAUGCUAAUGGCCAAAGACAGCCUGUAUUCCCAGUUGCCCAUGGACAACUUCACCAUGCCGUCUUAUGCAAGGCGGAUAUCAACUGCAACGCCUUACAUGAAUGGAGAAACAGCCACAAAGUCUCUGUGGACUAUCAAUGGGACGCUGCGGAUCAGGAUACUGUGUGCCACUUACGUCAAUGUCAACAUCAGAGACAUUGACAAGGUACACACGCAGAUCAUCACUGUUGUGUUGUGCUUUUUCCGGCUUGUUUGAUUUGCAUAUUCAGUGCUUUGUGCUGGUUGCACUUUAAAUAAACUGUAGCAUGUACAAGCGCUGUGCCUGCAGAUCCAGCUUGUGAACAUUUAGAUACUCGGGCAAUAUAAUUACAUUACGUGGCCAUUCAGAAAAAGCCACAGCCAGCCAUUAGCUACCCACAGAUUAAAUGUUGUCAAUUAAGAGGCCACUGUGAGGUUAACUAGCUUUAUGGCCAAGAGAGAAAGCAGAUCAAAGACAUUGUGGAGGAAGAAAAACUGAACAGAAAGAACAGCAACUAGAGAGAAUUAUUUUUGUCUAGAAAAGACAAAAGUCAUCCUGAUGUCUGAUUGUAUACACCUGAUUUUCUUCAUAUUGUGCAGUCCUUCACUGCAUGCAUAAAAAAAUGAAUAUAAACAACAACUUUGUCAUUUCACUGUAUUAAUCGGAUGUUUUUGCUUCUUUAGAUCUACGUCAGGACGGGGAUAUACCACGGUGGAGAGCAGUUGUGUGACAAUGUCAACACUCAGCGUGUGCCCUGCUCGAAUCCAAGGUAGCACACAUGAGAGAAUAGAGUUUCAUACUCUGGGACUAACACAUGCUUCGACUUGUAAAGUGAUUGGUUCUGUAUUAAUACAAUUUUUUUUAUUCAUUACAGGUGGAACGAGUGGCUGAACUACGACAUGUACAUUCCAGACAUCCCGCGAGCUGCUCGGCUCUGCCUCUCCAUCUGCUCUGUGAAGGGGAGGAAGGGCGCUAAAGAGGUUAGCAGUGAAAUGCCAAAAAGCUACGCUAAGGUCAUGAUGAUUAGGAUGCUGUUCUUGGUAGAUUUGGCCAAAUAUUGUGCUUUGCUGUAGAUAACAAAUGCAUUUGAUGCAUCUGUAUAUAUUUCUUGAGUCUUACAUUAGGCAGAAAUGUCUGAAAAAACUAAUGGCGUGUCCUUAAAGUAAAAAAAAAAGAAGAUGUUUAAAUAAAGAAGUCGAUCAGUAAUUGUCUGUUCCUCUCAUGCCAUGAGCAAUUACUAUCUGAUUUCUUGGUGGGGAUUGUGCAAGUGGUUUUCAAUAAAACAGCAGGGCAGAGUUAAAAGACUUGAUUAACUAAGGAGUUUGAGGUGUGCAGCCUCUGGCAGCAUGUAGUGGCCGAUACUUCUAGUUUUUGAUUAUUCUCUGCAAAAGAUAAAUCUAAAUGUGACAAAAAACAGCCAUGUCUGUAUUUGUAAAAGCAUUUUUCAUAAACUGUUGUCGUCAGCAUCACCUGCAGGGACAAAUACAUUGUAUUUUCAUUGUCUGCUGCACAAUGAUAAUUGCAAGUUGUACACUUAUAUUGUGAAGCAGUGUAGAUAGGAAAUGCUGGGUUUUUUAUGUAGCUCUGACAGGCUUGGCAAAAUGAGCAGAAAGCGGUGAAGCCGAUUGUAAGGGACAAAGCCGUAACUGUGGGGAUAUAAACAUACGUUUAUCAUUUUUGUGCACCCUUUGUGUGAAUGCAAAGGCAGACCUCAUUAAAACUAAAAUGACGGUACUGAGUUGUUGAUACAGAAUAUGAAAACAGAGAAUGGCCAUUGUGUAAAAAAAACCUUGAUGCAAUGAAAAAUGUGCAGGAUCAAACAUAUUCGAAGCUUUUUACAAAGUCACUUACUGUAGGCACGAGGAACAAACAACUUCCCUUUGUUCUGCUCUGCACCUGUCUGUUGAAUAGCUCAGGGCUGUUGUCUCUAAUGAUUUUCAUAUGCAUCAUCUCGCUGGUAUUUUCCUGUAGGAGCACUGCCCCCUCGCCUGGGGCAACAUCAACAUGUUUGACUACACCCACACACUCGUAGCUGGGAAGAUGGCUCUCAACCUGUGGCCUGUCCCACACGGCUUGGAGGACCUGCUCAACCCUAUUGGCGUCACAGGAUCCAACCCAAACAAGGUGAACAAGGAAAUGUCAACAGUAUGAACAUAACGCUGACUCACUGUUUAUGCUCCAGAAGUUCCUUGUGUUUUACAGAAAAUAAACAGUGGUUUGAUGGCAGUAUUUAUGCUCGAAUAAUACUGUUUUCUUUCUUCUUUUCAUGAGAUAUUCAAAUUAGAAAUAUGUGUAUGCAGAAUAUUAGAAUUAUAAACAUUGACAUUCACAGACAAGAACUGAGUAUGUUUAAACACUGAAAAGAAAAACAACUGCAAGGUGACGUCUUCCUUGACAUUUUUAGCCUUUGAAAUGUUUAUUGUGGGUUUCCGUGACCUCUAAAGCUCAUGGCCCAGUUGCAGUCUUGUAGUUGACAACAUGUUGAGUUUCAGAGCUGGACUUAAGCUGCUUGGAUUUAAUAAACAAGCCUCUUAUCCCACUUCAUUAAUCACUCAUUGACACCGCAGGCAUCUUUCUUUGACAACAGUAAAGAGAUCGAAUGACAGUUGAACCUCCUGCACUCUCUAAACAAACAGGAAACCCCUUGUCUGGAGCUGGAGUUUGACCAUUUCAGUUGCCCUGUCAAGUACCCUGAUAUGACCAUCAUUGAGGACCAUGCCAACUGGAAUAUCUCCAGAGAGCUUGGCUUUAAUUACUGCCACACCGGUUUGGUAAGAUAGCAGAAAUUCCAUUUGAACGGGCUUUGUUUGUUUUGUCGUGUUUCUUGGGUUCAUUUCAUUUUAUCCACCUCUUUGUUGUACGGUAUCUUAGAGUAACAGACUGGCACGGGACAACCCCCUGACUGACACCGACAAUGAUCAGCUACGUCAGGUGUGCAACAAAGACCCGCUUUCUGAAAUCACUGAGCAGGAGAAAGACUUUCUGUGGAGGCACAGGUAAUGUGUCAGCAGUUUUGCUGUUGUUUGGGCUGCUGUGAGCCUUUUAAAGUCCUGAUCUUGUCAUGAAAGCUGUAACUGAUUUAUACUCUCACCAAACCGUUUUAGACAUGACUGUGCCAACCUGCCAGAGAUCCUUCCCAAGAUCCUCCUCGCUGUGAAAUGGAACUCAAGAGAUGAGAUCGCACAGGUAAGCAUAGGUUGACAUGCCUUUCUUUUACAUGCAAAUCACACAAGGAACAAGAGGUGGGCCUAACUUUGUUGUUAAUGUGGCAAAUCAGCUGAUCUCAACACAGAAACACGACACAAAAACACUCAUGUUCUGUUUAAAAAUGCAUUAUGCCAAAUAGAUUAAUAACUGUUGUCAAUGUAUUAUAUAUUUUCUUUGCAUUUCAGAUGUAUUGCCUUCUGAAAGACUGGCCUGCUAUCAAGCCAGAACAAGCCAUGGAGCUGCUGGAUUGCAACUUCCCUGAUCCUAUGAUCCGAGAGUUUGCUGUAAAGUGCCUUGAGAAAUACCUAACCGAUGACAAACUCUCACAAUACCUCAUUCAACUGGUUCAGGUACAUUUCACUUUCGGCUUAAUUAGUGUGAAUUAUUUUCCUCAGAGGGUGAGGGUUGAUGUUUCACUUUCAUACAGUGCUGUAAUGUUGUUUUAAGAAAAAUUAGAAUGUUUUUUUCAAGUAUUUCCUCUCUUUUCUGUGCCCAGGUUCUUAAGUAUGAGCAGUACCUUGACAACCCACUUGCACGCUUUUUGCUGAAAAGAGCAUUAACCAACCAGAGGAUAGGACAUUUCUUCUUCUGGCAUUUAAAGUAAGUUGACUUUCAGGGAUUUGGCUGUUAUGUGUAGACUUAUUCCAAUUCUAUUUAGAAUGCAAGAAAGUCACCUGCAACUGUUUGUCAGCGUUGUGUGUACAUAUUCAAAUGGAGUUUCCAUGGUCACCAAAACCUCCUCCUUAUGCUUUUUUUUCUCACUUACAUAUGUGCAGGUCAGAGAUGCACAACAAGACUGUGAGCCAGCGGUUCGGCCUGCUGCUUGAGUCAUACUGCCGGGCCUGUGGCAUGUAUCUGAAGCACCUGAGUCGACAGGUGGAGGCCAUGGAAAAACUCAUCAAUCUGACCGACCUCCUCAAACAGGAGAAAAAAGAUGAAGCACAGAAGGUAAUCUGACAGCCAACAGCUGUUAAUUGUGAUCUGCUGAGCAGUUGAGUUUAAUCUUGUCCACAUCUGGACCAAUCUGGCCGCAGGGAUCCCUCGAUAUUAGAAGAGUAGAUAGAGUGAUGGGGUUUGAACAGUUGUUUUUAGGUUGACUGUAGCUGAAUAUAAACAGAGAAGAAAAAAAGAACAACAACAAAGAAAUACUUGAAUUAGCAACAAAGCUGGUAUGACCUGAGAUUAUAUUCACAUGGUACAUUCAGCAUUACUUAUAUAGCACUAGCUAUUAGGGGGUGUCAUGAUUCCACAAAUCCUUGAUUUGAUUUAAUUUUUCGAUUUUAGGGUCACAAUUCGAUUUGAUUCAAGAAUCUUUUUCUUACAGUACAGAGACCUUUGCCGUUUUUAGUCUAGUCUAUGAUCAUUGGUUUUAUUCAUUACAUUUUGUACAGUAAAUCUUAUUUCAAAAGAUGGGCUACAUACAAGAGAUGCAAUUUCCAUUAUACUUGUGUAAUGUAUGACAUUAGGCACUAAUGGUCAAAUUUAAAUGAUUUAUUAACAAUCUGUGAUCAGUGAAGUGAAAACAACAAAAACAAACAUAACAGAAAUGAAGUUAACAGAGGCUCGCAUUGGCUACAAUGUGCGGCGUUGUCAUUUGCUUCCGCUUUGCACACCUCCUGGAUGUGGAGGGAGGGGAUCGCUGAUUUCAAUUAUUGAGAACAUGAUGUAAUUUCGAUCGGUUUCAAUAAAAAAUCGAAAUCGUGACCCCCCUACUAGCUAUAUUUACAUCGGUGUUAUUUUAGAUUUAUUACUGUUAUGACUUAAUCUGUUUGAGUGUUUCCUGCUGCUGGACUGAGAAGAUAGUGUUAACAAAGGUCAGGUCCGGUGGUUGUUUCCUAUUAAAAGCCUCUGGGAAAGAGAAAAGAGCAGCGAUAGCAAAUGAAUGCAGAUCAGAGCGCGGGGAUGCUUCUUAUUAAAAUAAUCUUUUCCCUUUUGUGAGGCUCAAACUGAGGUCUAUUACACAGGACGUGAUGAAAAUGGUCUGUGUGAAUGUAUUCUUAAGACACUUGCAGCGUGUAGAAAUGUGAUAUUUUAAAAGUGUUUUAACUUCAACAUUAUUCCAGUCCAAUAAUGAUAGAUAGCUCUUUAAGAUAACAGUGAAAAAACAACCAGCCUGCACCCAGUGCUGGGAUGGGAGAAAAGCAGCUGAAGACUCACAAAGACAUUUGAAUCAAUGUUAAUGAAUACAACAUUUUCAUAGUUAAUUUGCAUCUAUUGAUACAAGAAUUACUCAUCCGUGAGGGAUCAUCAGAUGACCCCUCAAAAGAGUGGAUGAGAAGUGUGUGGCGGUGUGUUUAUCUCUGUAGAGAAUCUCUGCUCUGCCUUUUUUUUAUGAUUUUCCUGUGAAGCACCCAUCAAGGCUUCAAUCUGACCCCACUGUCUCUGUCUCUCUCCUCUGCUCUCUGUGCAUCUGCAACAGACGAUAAAGGUACUUUGUGCGUCUGUGUGACAUGUCUCUCUUAUUCACUAACUUAGUCACUUGACCACCACUUACUCCGUCUCACUCAUGUGGGUUUAUAAAUCUGAAACAAGAUCUCAUUACUUUUUAACUUUUUUUUGUACAAAGUUGUAGCACUGGAGAACUAUCAGUCCUUCAGUAAACCUUGCAUCUUGAAUAUUUGUUGUUGUUGUUGUUGUUGUUGUAAUCUGAAAGAUGUCUUUGUGCGAUGAUAGCUAUCUCUAAAAAUCAGGCACAGUACUGGCUGAAAGACGGGCAUAGCUUAUUGAUAAUGUACUGCACAUAUAAGUGACCGUGACUCAGUACAUGAAAUGGUUAUUAGCAUACGAGCCAAUGACCUAAAAUCUGAUUACAAAACUGUACCACAAGCAUUUUUCGGUGUGUAUGAAGACAUGACCAUUAAACCACACAGCACAAAAAUGAAUUAGCGCGUCAUCUCACUGUGAAAGCAGCAGCCUUGUUCAUGAUACUGGUGUUUCACCAACUGGACUGAUCUUUCUUUCCCCCUUUAAAGGUUCAAAUGAAGUUCCUGGUGGAGCAAAUGAGGAGGCCUGACUACAUGGAUGCCCUGCAGAACUUCACCUCUCCACUGAAUCCGGCUCAUCAGCUUGGAAACCUUCGGUACAUCAGCACUCUCUUAUCUAACACUCUCUAUAGAAACUCUUCAGCACAAUGGAAGUUUUGCCUUAAAAGGCUGAUGACACUAUUGAAUGUAAUCAAACCGGUUUAAUGACAAGUAUGCAGUCAUUAUUUACUCUAUAGUUAACUAUGUCCUAGAAAAUAAGAUAAAUGAUUUAAUUUGAUUUUAGAGUCAAGUCUUGUGAGCCGUCAACUAAAGUCAGUUUAUUCAUUUACAACCUUUUUCCUCCCUCUUGAAAAAAUAUCUGUGACUCUGUUUCAGUCUGGAGGAGUGCAGGAUGAUGUCAUCAGCCAAGCGACCACUGUGGCUCAACUGGGAAAACCCGGACAUGAUGUCAGAGCUGCUCUUCCAAAACAACGAGAUCAUCUUCAAGAAUGGAGACGGUGAGUGAAGCCGUUUCCUCCUGUAAUCUCUGACUCAACUCGUCCUGUCUUUCCUGUCUGAAUCAGUUCACACACUCAGAACACUGAAAUUCUCCCUCUGAGUGCGCACUAUAUUUCCUACUUAGCCUGUGUUUCGUAACAGGGUACGCAAACUCAGCCUCAUCUAUGUUUUAAAACUCAGAAGUAGUCCUCUUGUUGGAUUCACACUUCGCAGCAGCUGCUCGAGCAUUUCGGUGCACCAUCUGUGACCAAACCAACUUUGACAGCUCUGCUCCAUAAUGCAUGGUGCAGUUGAUCAAAGUGCGGCUAAGCAGCUAAUAAUCACCUGACUGUCAUCCUCCCCCUCAUCUCUCUCUGGUCCUCUGCAGAUCUGAGGCAGGACAUGCUGACGCUGCAGAUCAUUAGGAUAAUGGAGAACAUCUGGCAGAACCAAGGCCUUGAUCUCAGGUAGGCUCCUCCGUCCCCCCCUAUGACAGCCAGGAUGCAGGUGCACAUUAAGAGGCGCUGGGUGCUUUCAUGUUCUGCACUCCAUACCUGAAUGCAGAUUAGUGGAAACCACCUCGAGUCUUCUGAUGUCACUGCCGUCCCAAGGAUUUCUGCCUGUCUUUAAGUUUCCUGUCCCUCCUCUUCUUCCAGGAUGCUGCCGUAUGGUUGUCUGUCCAUCGGAGACUGUGUGGGUUUGAUCGAAGUGGUGAGGAACUCCCACACUAUUAUGCAGAUCCAGUGCAAAGGAGGCCUGAAGGGGGCGCUGCAGUUCAACAGCCACACACUGCAUCAGUGGCUAAAAGAUAAGAACAAGGGGGAGAUGUGAGUGAAAGAACAGUGAUUUUUUUUUAAAGCUUUUCUGGUCUGAGGUGAAGAUAUCGAUGAUACAACGACAUUUCUUUUGAAGUUCUUGUGAAGUUUUUUUUUAAUUUAAUCUGAUAAAUGUCACUCAUGAUGAUAUUUUUGAGUUUGUUAUUUUUGGUAAAACAUCCAAGACCUUCAUGACUCAUCCUUUAAUGGAGGGUGUUGUUAAUUUCGCCUCUAAAGAAACAAUUUAUCUUCUUUUUAAUUUUGCACACAAUCGAAUCACUAUCAUCCCCCUUCCACAUAUGAGUUUGUAAAUGACAUUUCUCUGCUUAAUCAAAGCUGUUGUAACUUCAGCAUGUCGUGUUGCAGUCUUGUUUAUUGCUUGGUGGGAUGGACCUCUCCUCUUCCUUUCAUGUAUUUAUCAUGUAUUUAUUCCUUUUUUAAGUUGAUGGUUGAUGUCAAUGAGGGAAUGGAAAUCCACUUCAGUGCUAUAGGCUGCUGCAAACACUGAUCAAUUAACCUGCUUUAAGUCUCGUUCUAGCUUUCAGAGUUUUUUUGUAGUAGAGGAAUCAAGUGGCAUACUGCUAUCCUUGGCAUGGGACUUUCAGCAUUUGUAUCUUCUCUUUGUUUUACAUCGUUUGAUGUCGUCACUAAUGCUCUCUAAAAGAAUGACUCUCCAUGUGUUUGUCUUCUCAGGUAUGACCAGGCCAUAGAUCUGUUCACACGGUCAUGUGCAGGCUACUGUGUAGCCACAUUUAUCCUGGGCAUAGGAGACAGACACAACAGCAAUAUAAUGGUCAAAGAUGAUGGACAGGUGAAGAUCUUAUUUUAACAUCUUCCUUUUUUCCCUGUGUAAUUUCUGUACCUUGAUAAAGUUGAAUUCUCACUUUUCCUUUGUUUUGACAGCUGUUCCACAUAGACUUUGGCCACUUCCUCGACCACAAAAAGAAGAAAUUUGGGUACAAGAGAGAACGAGUCCCCUUUGUGCUCACACAGGACUUCCUAAUCGUUAUUAGCAAAGGAACUCAGGAGUGCACCAAAACGAGGGAGUUUGAGAGGUAAUGACACACAAGCUUUUUAUUUAAGGGCGAUGUGUUAGAGGUUAGGGGUGGGAGAAAAAAUCGAUACAGCACAGUAUUUUGAUAUUUGUCUGGUGAUAUAUCAUAUCGUCUCAUUUACCAAUUAUUGAUUUUUUAAAUUAAUAGCUAAUGUGAAGUCAAAUCUAUGAUAAUGAAAGAAUAAAAUCAACUGAUUGUUCAGUGAGGUUGGCAGAGGUGACAUCAUAGAGCAGGAGAAAGUUAGUACAACAAAUAUAUUUAUAAGGACUGCAAGAUGUGUUACAUGAAAAUAAAAUAUUGUGUAAAUAAGACAAACAUAAAGGAAAGACAAAUGCUAAAUUAGAUAAACAGUCGAAAAAAUUGUAAAAAUCGCAAUAUAUGGUAUCGCAAUACUCACUGUAUAGCAAAAUGUUAAAAAUUGCAAUAAUAUCGUAUCAUGGACCAAGUAUCGUGAUAAUAUCGUAUAAUGGGGCCACUGGUGAUUCCCACCCCUAUUAAAGGUAAAGGCAAAGUUGAAAACAGUUAAGAUUUUCUUUAAAUCCUCCAUGUGUCGUACCUCUUCUUUGCUCAGGUUUCAGGAGAUGUGUUACAAAGCCUAUCUUGCGAUCCGGCAACACGCCAAUCUCUUCAUCAACCUCUUCUCCAUGAUGCUGGGUUCCGGGAUGCCUGAGCUGCAAUCGUUCGAUGACAUCGCUUACAUCAGGAAGACUCUGGCCUUGGACAAGUCCGAGCAGGAGGCCCUGGACUACUUCAUGAAGCAGAUGAAUGACGCUCACCACGGCGGAUGGACUACAAAAAUGGACUGGAUCUUCCACACAAUCCGCCAGCACGCCAUGAACUAGGACAAGGAUUCUGUGGCGUCAGCAGCGCAGUCUGAACAGACAGAAAACUAAGAAGCAAGCAAGGUAUUUUCCCCAAACACAGAGAGGCCUGGUAAAGGCCGAAGCCAGCGUUUAUCCUGAAAUAUUACCUGCUAAAGCACCUUGAAGAAAGGUAAGGGUGCUCUGAAGGGCCAGUUUCAGGGCCACGAUGCCUAAAUGUCCCUGCAGGUUUCUUAAUGUCUUCUCCCUGCAUUAUGAACUCAAGGAAGCAGGGCAGGGUCAUACUCUUAUCACUCGUCUUCAUAGGAACUUAUCAAGUGUGAUGGACCUUAACACUGGCCUUCUUGAUGUAAAAAUGGACACAUUUUUAUUUUCAUAUCUUUUAAAACUUCUUUCACUACAUCUAAAACCAUCAGCAUUAAGAUAAGAAAAAAAAACACAAAGAAGUUGUAUACUUACUUGUUUUCUGUACUGAUGAAAUGACAGAGCAUAUCUGUAGUAUUUCCACUACCUAUUUUGACCUGAUGAAGAUGAUGGAGAACGCACCAAAUCAUUGAAGCUGUCAUAAAAACAACCGUUCUCGACAUUCUUAGUAAACCUGAAAAACAAAACAACAAAACACUCGGCUAGCAUUUAACUGUUGUUGGAGAAAGGACUUAUUUGUAGCUUACAGAUGACUUAUUCUCAGUUUAUAUCCUACAGCAGAUAACUGACUUUUGUACAGCAGUAUAUCCUCAGACUUGUAUGCAUUCGGUGCACAUAUUCCUUUUUGAAUCUGUUUUCUACUGAGCCAAAGUACUAGAUGUGUAACCCCACUACUCUUCAGUCUUAUUGUAAAUCAAAAACAUCAGAAAGUCACUACCAUUCAAAGUCCUGCGUGUCCUCAAAGCACUGAUCUCUGCAGUAUUUUUGUUUGUUUUGUCUACCAGUAUUAUUCUGUCAGAUAUCAAGGCACAAGAGUGUACCAGUCGUCCAACCUCCCCAGCAGUUUGUUCACAGACGGAGUGGAAGCGAACUUACAGAUGGUCAGCUGUGUGAGAUGUUAUGAAUUACUCUUUCUUGAGUUGGUGCAGGGCGAGAAACGCAGGGACGAAGGAUGUACAGUGUUUCUUUUGUGUGCUGUGCUGUUACACUAUGCAAGUUGGGAUCCUAAUAUGUACUGUUUACUACAAAAAAAAAAGACAAAAAGGGGUGAUGUCGCAGUGAAAGACAGGAAAUACAUCUCCCCCAGACGACAUCCUGACGCUGAGCAGUGUCUGCAGACUUCUUACAGACAGUACACUGAAGACAAAAAUGCUGCACCAAAACAGGAUCCUCUUCUUCCCUACAAAAAAAAAAAGAAAAAGAAAAAACAGCUGUGAGAGACGUCUCUUUAGUCCCUGCCUUUUGCUUCUCUGUAGCAGCUUUACCCGUGGAGCUUCAAUCUAAGCCAUCUGUAAAAUUUACAGUUCUGCUCCUGUCUCCUUGUUCUCUAUCAGAUGAAUUAUUUCAAACACACUCUUCCCUUCACGCCUCGUCCCAGAUCAUGACACCUGGGUAAAGAAAAAGCAACUGAAGUGACAUUUUUUAAACCCUCUGAGUGUCUUCUUCCCUCCUCUGUCCUAUGAUUGUCACCCUUAUGUGUGGGAGAUCAAGUUUGCAGGUUGGCUACACUGCACAGCUGCACACAUAAGAAGUCAGUAAAUGUUUCGAGCUUUACCAAAUGAAAUAGAAAAGGGCGGUUUCCUAGACUGAAAGUCAGUCUGACGGUUCAGUUUCUGUUUGCUGCAAGAACUUCAAAACUGCCAGGAAACUGCUCCUUUUGAGAUGCAUGAGCUUCUGUACGGGCUACAGAGCAACGGGCCGGUCCCAAACUAAAAAAACAAAUCCCCUUAUACUUUAUAGAAGUAGCUAAAUGAUGCUAUCCCCAUUUCAACGUACAUGUUAUGAUUGUUUUGUUUCUCACACUGCAUUAUGCAUGAGGUCCUUGAAUAGCUUCUCUCUCUCUUUUUUUGUUUUGUUUGUUUGUUUGUUUGACCUGAUGAUGUUUACUUGAAUUUCAUGUAAGAAAAUGACCUUGUUACUUAUGUGAGGUACAACAAAGUCACAAUGAAGGUAACAGAUUACUGCUACUAAAUGUGCAUAUGCUUUUCCUUGAAUAACUACAGAGGUAAUAUAUUUUUGUAUUUUUAAAAUAUAAGCAAACUCACAUAUGUAACUGCUAACCAAAAGAGAAAAAAAAAAAGGAGGAGUCAUGCAUUUCGUGCACCAUCCUCAUAGAAACCCCCCCCCCCCCAGUAGACAGCUUCGAGUUGUUGAAUCGAUAUGAAUGAAAGCAGCAGAGGUGAAUUGUUGAAUGAAGGACAAGGACUCGAUGCUGUUGUCGAGCGGAGAUCUCCCGCCCUGAGCGGAGGUCUGUAAGCACAAUGAGGAGGGAGAAGCUACCCUGCAUGUUUUUAAAGGAACAGACUUGUAUGUUAGUCAUCCAUUCAUCUGUACAUAUAUAUAUAUAUAAAUAUAUAUAUCACAAAACCUCUACAAAUACUUGUUUGAAUCAUCCUCAUGUAAUCAUGUCUGAUAAAAAAAAACUGUAUGCAUUCAUUUAUUGUACUGAUGAAUAAAAACAUUUCUCCCUGUAUGAAAA